Piliocolobus tephrosceles (Ugandan red Colobus) is the source of this 1535-nucleotide messenger RNA. Its product is annotated as myb-related transcription factor, partner of profilin-like. The record is from RefSeq and is a predicted model, not a curated record. The coding region runs from base 1 to 612 and encodes 203 amino acids. Lineage: Eukaryota; Metazoa; Chordata; Mammalia; Primates; Cercopithecidae. The transcript has 4 exons.
AUGGUUGAACUAACUCCCCACAGACGUGCUACAGGAUGGUUAGAAAAGAACACACCAAAGGCCGCCGCCACCGCCUCCCGCGCCGCCACCAGCACUUUCCUCCAGCGCCUUCGCGCCCUGCCACGGCCGCGCAGCCGGCGCCGGCCCGCGCCGCCGCCUCCGGGCGGCCAAUUUAAUCCCGCGGAGCAGCGGCCGCUGCCGCGGAAGCCCCCCUGGUCGCCGCCGCCGCCCAGCCCUCGUGCGGCCAGCCCAGUCCAGAGCGAGGAAGUAGAAGAGACCCGCGGCUUCCGCGGCGGUUUCUCCUCCUCUCGCUCCUCCUGCUCGCCCGGCGCCCGUUUCUCUCGCUGCCGCUGCCGCCGCCGCCGCUUGUCUCCUCUCCCUCCUCCUCCUCCUUUCCCUCCUCCUCCUGCUCCUCGACGCUCCGCCGCUCGCGGCUGGGGGGUCCGGGGCCGCGUCUCCUCUCCUCCCUCCGCCUCUCCUGUUUCCUCCUUCCUGCUGCCUCUUCUUUUAAAGCGGAUUCUUUGGCCACAAAUAGCAACUCGGCUGCCCCCCUCGGUGCCUCCCUCCCCUUCUUCUCUUCUUCCCCCCAAAAGUGAAGCGCACGCGAGGUAAAGAAACGAAGACCCUGAGAAUUUAAAAUCAUCCAACUAUUUGGUGCCAGAAGCAGGACAAGAACUCAGACAUCAUGAUCCAGUGCCCUCCGUCCCACCAACUAUUCAUCAUCACCUCCACAUUCUGGAUCAAAGAAGCCAGUUUUCCAACUUAUCAGUGAGCAAUACAUGUAGAAUAUUUAAAAACUCCAAAUACUUACAUGAAGGAAAAAUGAAGCAAUAGGACAAGACAUUUUCUUAGUUCCCUUCUAGCUCUAACAUUCUGUGAUAAAUAGCACACAGGAGCUUUGCUAUAGCACACCCCCCUCUAGUGCAUAAUUCAGCAUACGAUGAGUAUGAGUCUGUUUUGGACCCCAUCCAAAGGAGUUAGUUCCUAGAAGUACUUGGAAGAUUUAUUCUCAUUUAUCAUGAGGCAUCCUAACAGGAGACUAAAAAUAAUCAUGAUGACAAUAAUAGUAAUCAUUUGUUACACUUGUAUUAUGUACUAAGCAUCGUGCUACGCAUGUUAUAGUUCACUCGUUUUUGAAAAGGCACAUCAUGACCUUGUGUGGGUUGCAAAUCUAGUGGGUCAUAAACAAUUUCUAAAAUGAAAGAAAAGUAGGAAAAAACACAGUACAUUGUAUGUACUAAGUAUUUAUUUUGUUUUGCAAAACUUCCUUUUUGAUCAUGUGGCUAGUGAUUAAAAGUUUGAAAGCCACUGCCUCAUUUCCAAUCUUAACUGCCUUGCCAGUUAAGUAUUAUUAGCCCCAUUAUGUAAGUGAGGAAACAGGACAAGAGAGGAUAAGUCAUUUGGCCAAGCUGACAUAGUGAGUGGCCAAGCUAGAAUUUUGAACCUAGAUCUGUUUGACUUCAAAUCCAGUAUUUUAACUUCUGUAGUGAUGAUAAAUUAUUAACCAAGGUAUGGAAUAAAUUGUUGCUAAUCAU